This is a messenger RNA of Entamoeba invadens IP1, 489 nucleotides long. RefSeq lists its product as hypothetical. The coding region runs from base 1 to 489 and encodes 162 amino acids. The record is from RefSeq and is a predicted model, not a curated record. NCBI's taxonomy places the organism in Eukaryota, Evosea, Mastigamoebida, Endamoebidae. The transcript has a single exon.
AUGCCUCUCCGGUCAUUUCCCCUCUUUCUUGUUGGUUUAGUUGGAUUCGUAGCACUGACGAUACUUCAAAUUGUAUUUUCAUGUAUUGGUGUAACUGAAGCUGUCGGAUUCGACUUAAUAAUUGACGGGUCGACGUCUUAUAAAGUAGUUGUGUACUUUUUAGCACCACUUGCACCUGUUGGGUUUUUGUUCUAUGCUCUUUACUUCUUUGCGAUAAAUAAGAAAACACAACUCACAUUUGUUGGUAUCAACUUCGCAUUUUUAGUGUUGUCAGCUGUGCUCACUUCGUGUGCUUCUCUGUGUUUAGAAAAAAUACCAGAUGAGUGGGAUGAAGCAAAUAUGGAUAAAAGAAUUCAAUACGAAAAAGACGUUUGUGUUUCAUAUUUUUAUUGUAACAUUUGCGGUUUAAAUUGGAUUUUUCCAUGUGUAACAAUGUCGUUCAUUUGUUAUGAAUAUAGAACUAUACAUUAUAUAAUCAAACAGCGUUAA